Messenger RNA from Juglans regia (Persian walnut), 2598 nucleotides. Its product is annotated as CRS2-associated factor 1, chloroplastic. The coding region runs from base 192 to 2480 and encodes 762 amino acids. The transcript has 5 exons. The record is from RefSeq and is a predicted model, not a curated record. Gene Ontology annotation, biological process: Group II intron splicing. Gene Ontology annotation, molecular function: RNA binding. NCBI's taxonomy places the organism in Eukaryota, Viridiplantae, Streptophyta, Magnoliopsida, Fagales, Juglandaceae.
GUUAAUUUCUGAAGUAGGGACGUUGAUUCUUCCUCCUGGAGCAUGAGAUAGCGGCAAAAACCUCAAAGUCUCAAACCCAACCUCCUUCGAAAUCGUUUUUCUAGUCACCUCCACCCCCCAAACACCAUUCUCAGAGACACCAUUAAUGUUUCUUUUGUGCCCCUUUUCUACUUCUUAAACUCAAUUCCUCAAUGGCGCUUAAAUGGCCUAUCCCCUGCCCAAUCUUCACGCCGCCUCCACUACCUCUGAACCCCAAUUCGAACCCUUCACAGCACCGCCCGUCCACGGAGGUCCGGUUCUCCCGCUGGAACAACGCCAACGCCCAGAAAUUCGAAGAACGCAGGCGUGCCCAGAAGGAAAUUGAAGACGAUAUCCGCCGCGAGCGCCGCUUCGAGUCCGCCACCCGAAUCGCCGACAGUCAUGAAACUGACACUAUCACCACCACCGAAACGUUCAAGUCCGUAGGCACACCCUCCUUUCCUUCCGCCCCUUCAAUUCCGGGCAAGAGAUCUAAGUACUCCAAAAACCCCAACCCUGACCCCAAAAAUGUUCAUCCCGCCUUUCGCCGAACCCAGAAAACGAUUAAAAUCCCCAACUUUUCCCAACCACAGUCACAACCAAGACCGGAAGCUCGGGACGCCAAUAUCACCAUUGGUCCCGAUGGGGUUUCCUACGUUAUCGAUGGAGCUCCGUUUGAAUUCAAGUACAGUUACACGGAGACCCCAAAAGCGAAGCCGUUGAGGCUGCGCGAGCCGCCUUUCGUACCGUUUGGGCCGACAACAAUGCCCCGACCGUGGACUGGGCGGGCCCCGUUGCCGCCGAGCAAAAAGCAGCUCAAGGAGUUCGAUUCCUUCCAGUUGCCGCCGCCGAAUAAGAAGGGUGUCAAACCGGUUCAGUCUCCCGGCCCGUUCUUGGCUGGGUCGGGCCCGCGACCCGCGAGGUCGAGGGAGGAGAUAUUGGGUGAGCCGUUGACGAAGGAGGAGAUUGCGGACUUGGUCAAAGCAUGCAUUAAAACGAAGCGUCAAUUGAAUAUGGGAAGAGAUGGUUUGACACAUAACAUGUUGGAUAACAUCCAUGCUCUCUGGAAGAGGCGGCGAGUGUGCAAGAUAAAAUGCAAGGGCGUGUGUACAGUGGACAUGGACAACGUGCACCAGCAACUAGAGGAGAGAACUGGUGGGAAAAUUAUUUAUCGUAAAGGUGGGGUGCUAUUCCUCUUCCGAGGAAGAAACUACAACUAUAGAACUCGUCCCCGAUUUCCUCUCAUGCUUUGGAAACCUGUUCCCCCGGUAUACCCAAGGCUGAUUCGGCAGGUUCCAGAGGGUCUAACACAUGAAGAAGCAACUGAGAUGCGCAACAAGGGGCAGAAACUUAUACCAAUAUGCAAGCUAGCAAAAAAUGGCGUGUACUGUGACCUAGUAAAAAAUGUCAGAGAGGCAUUUGAAGAGUGUGAACUGGUCCGAAUAGAUUGUCAGGGGAUAAAUGGGAGCGACUACCGAAGAAUAGGUGCCAAACUCAAGGAUCUUGUACCAUGUGUGCUUAUCUCCUUUGCAUAUGAGCACAUACUUAUGUGGAGAGGCUGGAAUUGGAAAUCUACCCUCCCAAAACUAGGUAAUGAUAAUGAGGAAGCCAACACGUCCAAUGUUGAUGAUCCAAGUCUCAAAACACUUGGUACUAGCAUGCACCUUGCAAGUUGUGUGUAUGGGGGUGCAGAGGGAGAUAAGGAUCCAUCCCCAACAGAAAAUGUUAAUCCAUCUGUAGCUACUGAUGCAGAUUCAAACAUGGGGAUGACAUAUAGAAUUGAAACCGAAGCAGAUGUCACAGGGUGUUCUGAUGAUGGGCCUGAAUCUAGGAAGAAUAACUUCAAAAGUGCAACCAUAUCGGAUUCUACUGGCUGUGUUGAUAAACCUAUGAGCACCAACUCUGAAAGUGAUGCCACAUGGGAUAAUAAAAGUUGCACUCACGAAGGACUGCAGAUAACAGUAGGAUCCAACAUCAAAGCGGGAACUGCUGGAAAUGCUGGAAGUAGGGUGGAAGCUGGCAUGGUGGGUUUUGUAACUCAUGACAAGCUGCUACAUGUUUCCGUAGUGGCUCAACAUCCCAACGAGCCGGCAAGGUUGAGUGCACCUUGCACAGAGGGAAUUCUUCAACUAUGGAAACAAGCUGUUGACAAUGGGAGUGCAGUUAUUUUAGAUGGUUCCUCUUUGGAUGAUGACGUUGUUUAUCAAAGGGCAGUUGCCCUUGCCCAGACUGCCGCACCUGGUCCUGUUUUUAGGCAUCGACCUAGAAAGUUAGUGUUUCAAAAGGUGGAGGUGCAAGAAACCAGAAAUUUGAAAGUAAUGGAUGGCACAAUAGUUUCCCCAGAAGGAAGUGAGAAGAAGAGUUCUAAUAUUACGAGAGGGAGAGAUUUCGAUGGCCUUUAUCAAGAUGUAGUACCGCAAGGAAGCUUGAGAGUGGAUGAACUUGCUAAACUAUUAGCCUGAUUCACAUUAAACUUUAUGGCAUUGUUGCUGUCCUUCGCAAAACUUUAUUGGUGUAUUUAAAUUUUAUUUUUCUUCAAGAUAAAUAAAAUUUAGUACGAGGCAUUCUCUUUCUCUUGCA